Ophidiomyces ophidiicola is the source of this 528-nucleotide messenger RNA. RefSeq lists its product as uncharacterized. The coding region runs from base 1 to 528 and encodes 175 amino acids. Gene Ontology annotation, cellular component: mitochondrial outer membrane. Gene Ontology annotation, molecular function: nascent polypeptide-associated complex binding. NCBI's taxonomy places the organism in Eukaryota, Fungi, Ascomycota, Eurotiomycetes, Onygenales, Onygenaceae. The record is from RefSeq and is a predicted model, not a curated record. The transcript is spliced from 2 exons.
AUGUCGUAUGCGGAAGCAGCUGCGAAAGGCGCAAGCCAGAGCCCCAAAGAAGCUGUCGCAAGUGAACCAUCCAUCCUGACCAUUCCUGACAGUGCUGCCCCCCAACCGCCCCAGGUUGAAUUGACCGACACCGAGACGACCACCUCCUCCCUUGUGGACGUGGAUUCCCCGCACGUCAACACCGUCCCAUCGGGCUACGAAUCGCAGUCCGUCAAGACUAACACCCAAGCCGAACGGCUGAAGCGUGAAGAAGGCGAGAAGCGGCGCGCCCACGAGGCCAAAGAAAAAGCGAAAGCCGCCGCGCUGCGCGGCAAGGACAAGGCCAAAGGCACAUGUUCGAAACUGAGCCAGAACAAAUCCAACCCCGUCCUGGUAACCAAUGCGAUUCUGUUGACGGUUGCAAGCGCUGCAUUGGGGUAUGGUGCGUACCAGAAGUAUCUCAAGGGCAUCUUGACGUGGGAAACCGUGGCGUGGUGGUCUGGCGGCAUCGGUGCAGUCGGGCUGAUGGAUUACUACGUCAGCAAGUGA